CCCCCUUGCAAGUCGCUACCCGUUCGAAAACCCUAGAAAACCAUUUGUCUCCGAUUGCCCCCAACUCUAUCCUCCCCAUUUCUCCCAGCACCUUCGCUUUCAUCGCGGAUUCAGAUUCCACCAACAUGGCCAGCAAGACCUCGUCGGCGAAGAGCACCGGCAGUGCGCCUCCGGUGGUGGAGAAGAGGAAGCCGGUCUUCACGAAGGUCGAUCGCCUGCAGCCCGGGACGAACGGCCAUACCCUGACGGUGAAGGUGGUCAGCGCCAAGAGCGUGCCGGUCAACGCCAAGGCCAACCGGCCGUCGUCGAAUGCCGUGCUCUCUCGCCCGCCUCCCCGCAACACCCGCAUCGCCGAGUGCCUCGUCGGGGACGAGACCGGCUGCAUCGUCUUCACCGCUCGUAACGAGCAAGUCGAUAUGAUGCAGCCAGGCACCACUGUGAUCCUUCGUAAUGCGAAAAUCGACAUGUUUAAGGGGACUAUGAGGCUGGCAGUUGACAAAUGGGGUCGUGUUGAAGUUACUGAACCUGCCAGUUUCGAAGUUAAGGAGGACAAUAAUCUGUCUUUGGUCGAGUAUGAACUUGUCAAUGUUGAAGAGUGAUACUGCAUCUAUGGCCGCGGUGAAUAUAAGGGGGCAUUAGAGGCUAGAUUGUUUUUACCUGGCCAUCAUGAGUUCGUUGGGAUUGGUAAUGAUGAAUGUCCUGCACUAAAGGUUUCCUGGAUAAAGCUUUUGGGGAUCUUGCUAUGCUUGGUGUAAAAGAUGGAAGUCUGACUGGUUAACUCAUUGGAUUUCCGGAAAAACAAAAAAGCUACGUGGUUAAAUAUUGUUCUAUGCUGUCAUGACGUUGAAUUUGGACGAAUUAAGUGGUGGUAUCAGUUACGUGGAGAGCUGGUCUAUGCUUUUUUUAUUUUAUUUGUUUACUCCUUCAGUGACCGUGUUUAUAAUAUGAUACUUUUCUGCA
Messenger RNA from Rhodamnia argentea, 960 nucleotides. RefSeq lists its product as uncharacterized. Lineage: Eukaryota; Viridiplantae; Streptophyta; Magnoliopsida; Myrtales; Myrtaceae. The transcript has 2 exons. The coding region runs from base 126 to 599 and encodes 157 amino acids. The record is from RefSeq and is a predicted model, not a curated record.